Danaus plexippus (monarch butterfly) is the source of this 2530-nucleotide messenger RNA. RefSeq lists its product as uncharacterized. Lineage: Eukaryota; Metazoa; Arthropoda; Insecta; Lepidoptera; Nymphalidae. The record is from RefSeq and is a predicted model, not a curated record. Bases 87 to 1571 code for a protein of 494 amino acids. The transcript has 14 exons.
UAAGACAGUAGUUCGCUAUUUCACGUGACGGACGUAUAUAACAUUUUGCUCAUUACACUUCUAGAACGCGGGAAACUGAUCCUUGUAUGAUGAAGCUGUCACUGAGGUUGGCUGUUUUAACGAUCGGCUUUGUCACCGUCAUAGCGGCUCCUGUUGCUGAUAACGGUCACGAGAAUGGCGAUCUUCAAGCUGAUGUUCCCGUUAAGGAAUUGGAAAACCUUAAAAUGGAAGAGUCGAGCAAGGAAGUCGAUCCCGGUAUCCAGAACAGGGAACAUGUGGAAAUCCACAGACUUGGCGCUGUACAACAAAACGGUGAAUUGGUAUCACGUGUAGAACAGCAUGCAUCCGCUGAUAGCGUUGGUGAUGAGAAGCCAAAAGUACACGCUCAGACACAGCUUGAUGUGCCGGCUGAGGGAGUCCACAAAAUGAUUAUACAGGAUGGAACUCAUGUUAGUGUAUUGGAAGGUACCGUUCAUACCACUCCAGCCACUGAGGAACAAACUACCAAGAUAUUCCACGGAGCUGCGCGUUUGGUUCAGACUGGAGCGGCCGCUAAUACUCCAACCAAUGGACACACCGCUGUAAGAAGAGCUUUCAACGAUGUAACAAAGGAAUUUAAGAAGAACGAACGCUACCCAUACGCUGGUAUCCAGUAUUCACCUUUAGACAUGGCGGAGUACGUCUUCUGGACGGGCGACGAACGUGGCGUCACCACGGCUAUAGAAGAUUUCCUCCAAGAAGGAAUGAUGACUAAAGAAGACGCCAUCGCCUUCCUACAAGAGAUCAAGUUUAAUAUCGACUACCUGAGAGCUCAUUAUACGCAGAAUCUCAAAGCAGCUGAGGAAAACGCCCAACAAGAAAAGCUGAGAAACUUUAUCAUGGAACAAAACGCUAAGGAGUACCAAUAUCGUCCGACGCCUCUCCAAUUCCCCUUCGGAAGUAGCCCCGAGGUGUUCAGGACUCUACCCGGGAAGACCUGGGAUGUCAACAAUCUAGGAGUUAUCCCAUCUAUGCAAGUUUCCAAUGACCUUCGACCUGAACCCGUCAAACGGACCUACGACCCAAUGCUCCAGACUAAUGUUAUCAGCACAUCGGACUACGACCGUGACGGUCAGAUCAUCAGUGAGGAGGAAUACGAAGAGAUGAUGGACAAACUCCGCGCCGCUGACUCGCUCUACACGGAGUAUACCCUCGAAGAAAUUAUAUAUCAACUGGCGAAGAUGAUGUUCUCCCAGUCUUUGUACCGCUCUCCAUCAUCAGCGCGCGCCGCCACACAGCGGUUCAUGACCUUCCUAGAGCUGGAGGCCGAGCGGGGACAGCUGUCGAGGACCAUCGAGAAGAAGGUUUUGGAUGUAAUGAUGGCAGCUCUAACGGACACGAUCGGUGACCAUCCCGAGUUACUUCAAGCGCGAGACGGUCUUGGUAUCGCUCCUGCUAAUCGAAUAAUGAAUCAAUUUCUGGAAACGAGUGCGUCGGAGCCGAGUAUGUCACGCGCCAUUCUCGCGGCUUACAAGGACGAACUACUCAAAGGACCCCCAUUGCACAAACUGGGCUUCACAGACCGAAACUAAAUGUAAAACUAAAUAAAAAUCUUCAUUAUUGUAAUUUAUUUUAUUUAUUGGAUUUUGCUUUAUAAAUUUUGGCAAUAUUGUUAAGCCAAAUUGUAGCCAAAUUGUUUAAACAUUUUACGGUACAAGUGUUACCAUAUUUAAAUCAAUGUUUACAUGUUAGCUUUCAUAUUCAGUCAUUUUAAUUUGAGUCCUUUAAGAUUAAUUAAUAGGUACCUGACAAUGUUUUGUUAAAAAUUAUGAUGUACAAUAAAAAAAAUAUGUGUCCAAAAUAGUUGUAAAAUAUCAAGUUAUUUAUUCCAAAAAUCUUGAAUCUAUAUUUACAAAAACUAUUUAAAAAUGCUAAUGGCUUUUAGAGAAUUAUAGCAAGUUUUAUCAGAUUUUAUUAUAUGUAUAAUAAAGGUGCUUACAGGUAUAUUCAUAAAAAUUACCUCUGGUAUAUAUUUUUUUCCAUACCUACUUCAAAUACCAAAGACAUGUUAAAUUUAUAGAAAUCUGUCGUCUGCAAGCACCUUUCUAGUAGCUUAGUCAUAAGUGAUUUAUAUAAAAGUAUUAUUAAUAUUCCAUAGUAAAAUAUCUAAUCAGAUAUUCUUAUUACAUAUUUUUCUACUUAAUCUUCUUAAAACGUGGUGUGCUUUUUGGAUAUUAUAACAGCAUCAGAAUUAUGAAAUUUCUAAUGUUUAAUAACAAUUUGGUCAUCAACAAAGCCUCAUAUCAAUGAUAGCAACAUAUCAAAAUUCAAUAUUUUGAAGUUUAAAUGAGAGUAUGCCGGAAAGCACAUCACUACAUAUCUUUCUAUUUACAUCUUCCUUAAAUGGAUAAGACUCGGUGAAAACUUAUUAGAAAUUAAAAUAUCUGCAAGACUAAAAUUCAGCAUUGUUAGGAUCGAUGCUAAGGGAUCGGCGUAAAAUUUAUUAUAUUUAUAUUAUUCUUUGACAUUUAAUAAAAAAUAUUUAAUGUCA